GGCCCUCUCUCUCUCUCUCUCUCUCUCUCUGUCUGUCUGUCAGGCCUGAAGCAGCAUGGAGGAGUCUGACCUGCUGAAGGAGAGGCUCCAGGCCAUCACUGAGAAGCACCGUAUUCAGGAAGACAUCAGACAGAAGAAGCUGGAACUGGACAUAGAGAAACUCAAAUAUCAGCAUCUGAAGAAAAAAGCUCUGAGGGAGCGGUGGCUCCUACAGGACUCUGCUUCCCACAAUGCAACAGACUCACCACGGCAUCAGAGCCUUCUGUCUGACCAGCAGCAGACCAGAGCACUGCAGCUGAAUAUCUGCAGGAUCGAGAUGGAGGUGGAGGCUCUGGAGCAAGAGGAGUCUAUGAUUUCCACCAAUGAGAGCUUCAUACUCAACAGACUGAAGGCUGUGGAGAGAAGUCCAGAGGAAAUCAUUAAGGAGGCCCAGGAAAACUUUGUUCCUGAACCAGUUCAGGUCGCCACAGAGAUCCCAGAUGUCCCAGAAUCCCUUUCUCCGCUAGCCAAUAAUCACACUGAGAUCAACACACCAAAAAAGACUGUGUUUGCCAUGGAGAUCAAUGUGACCAAGAACCUGCAGACGGGGGAGAGCACCGUCCUCUCUACUGCGACUGUUCCCCCCGAGGAGCUACAGCCGCACGACGGGCUCAAGGUUUACGAGGACAGCAGGAAGUGUGUCUACGCUCUGAAGCCACAACAGGGGUCACAUGACCAGACCUGUGUCUCUGAGCUGUCAGCACACGAGGUGGAACAUCUCCUGAGAAGCGCCACAGAGCAUCGCCAAGUAAACUACCAAAGCUACCACCAAAACUCCAGCAGAAGGGAGGGCCACUGUUUCUACAGCUACCCAGAUGACAGAGACAGAGUGGAGGGCUGUGAGCUCAGAAACCAGGGACAACGUCAUGGUAACCAUGCCCUCAGUAACAGCACAGACUUCAGCUAUAGGGAAAACUGGCAGAGAAAACCACAGGAUGAUUAUCAUUAUGAUCACCAAGGAAACCAUUACAGUAGGCAGGAAGAGAGACACAACCAAAGCAACCUGAGGGAAGGUCAUCACUUUGGAAACAACAAGGGGUUGGGAUUUCACUAUGGCAACCGUCCCUACAGUUCUUACCAGGUGGGAAGCUGUCACAGUGUUCAGGAACUUCGGCCUGCUAUGCACCACAGCAACAGCUUCACCAGAGGCAAUAGUAGGGUGAAUGGAGUCAGAGCCAAUGGCUGUCCUCCUCCCAGAUCACAUGACCAGGAAGCAGUGUCAGCCUACCAACCACAGCUCUGCUACACUCCAGCCAAUUAUAUUCCUCUUACUGAUUACAUCAGUGUUGAUGAAGAGGAUCUUUAUUGUUACCAACCCACUGCUCUGUACAUUGGCCCCACCCCCUCUGAGAGAGUGCCCUCCCCCAUCUAUGGAGACGACACCUCUUACACCAUCCUUAAUGCCAUGGACACCACUGAGCCAAUCACAGCCAUCUUUAUGGGCUUCCAGACGGCACAGGAUGACAGUGGGCGGGUUCAGGAAUUUGAGGGCUCUCUGAAGGCCGAGCUGGUCAUCCUGGAGGACAGUGAAGAAAAUGAUGAGGAGAAGAAGAGCCACGCCCAGCCGGGGGUCAACAGCUUUUCAAAAGAAAGUGCAGCCAAUGGCGGCUCGGGGCCUGUGGAGGCACUUGGAGACAGACGGACAGAGAGGCAGGUGAGACCAGGUAUCAAAAGGAUCCAGAAAAAACACAAACCCUGCUGUACUGUUUGCUGACGGGACUAACUCAUGCAUGUGUCCAGCUUCAUCAGUCCGCUCACCUAACGAUUAACUGCACAGACUAAUCCGUUUCUCACAGUGAUGCUUGACAUUAACUGAACUGUUGAGGUGCUAAGAGAAUAAGGUCGGAUGCUGCAAUUCACAUCUGCUCUUUUAUGAAACUGGAGACCUGAUAUCAACAUCAUGGUGCCAUUUCUCCUACACAGGUAACUAGAUAGGUUUACAAUAGUGGGGACAGUUUGUUGACAAGAUAUCUGCAUUAUUCAUAAGGUUCCAGUAAUUAUUUCCUGAGAGAAUGUCAUCAACUCUGCAGCUCUUUGGUUUUAUGUAUCAUUGAACUUUAUAUUUCUGUCUCACUGCUCUCAUCUGAUAAUGUCUGUCCUCUUCCUGCCCAGCAGCACACGGCAGACAGACACAGGAAGUGGCUAGCUGGUAAACAUUAGCUUAGCGGCUAAAGAAUCAGAUACUUUUCUCAUGAGUUGGUGGAGAGUGAGUUUUUAAAUUCAUCAGGUGGACACAAACACAACUUGACAUACUGUAAAUGUAUGUGUUACUACAUGUCGGGUGGGUGUAUGUAUACCUAAUUAUUUGCUAACAUGUUAGCCUUAAUGAGAUUGUAAGUUGAUAUACCAGGUCAUUUUCUGCAGUUUAAAAGCAAAAUUCUACCAGAAAAUGUAUCUAGUCUAUAUUAUACUUUCGAUGAAUAAAUGCAUAUGUACAGCACAGCUCAACUGCUCUCCUGUGGUGCCCUCUGCUGGCGGCAGCAUGCUGAGGUCGCCCAGUUCACAAUAAUGAGCAGCUAUAAUAACUCAUGCCUGAUGCCUGAGUUUAAGCUAAAAUUAUUUUGAAUUUUCAUGAAAUUUAAAGUGUUUUUCUAAUAUAUUAUAUUGAGGUGUACCAUAUACUGAAGUAGAGGAUUUUAUGGAUUUACUCAUAGAGAGUUUCCAAAGUAGGUUUCACAGGUAACCAGUGGUACCCAGAGAUUCACGCUGUAUUAAUCCAACACAGUAUUAGGGCCACAUGGCCAAAAGUCAUAAUAUUAUGAGAAUAAAGUUAUCAUUUUAGGUUGCAUGUUGUUUUAGAGGGGAAAUAUCAGAAGAUUUAAAAUGAGGAACAUGGAGCAUCCUGUAAAGUUCUACUUUAGCAGGUUUCACAAAUAAGGAGAAACUUCAUCUUUUGGCUCAUCAGCAUCAGGACAUUGAAAACAUUGUGAAGAAACUAAGUCUAUUCUAUUAUUAGACGGAUAAACAGCAGCUGCCAGAAGCAUAUUUCACCUGUUUGGUUGAUGUAAUAUUCCUACGACAUUAUUCUUGUAAUAUUAUGACUUUAUUCUCAAAAUUUCAGCUUUCUUUUUUUUCCUCAAUGUGUCCGUAAUACUCCAUCAUAGAGAAAUAAAAGCAAAUUCAAUUAUUUCAAUUGACUAACGCUGCCAAUGCUAACCCAGUCCGAGAAUAUACAAGUGUAUUAUGAUUGGUUUCAUUUCGGUGAUGAACUCGCAAUGAAAACCAUAAUUAUGUCAAAGGCAGACUUCAUUAUUUACAGAUUAAACAUAUACUCAUAUUAGCACGCAACCAAGUCAGUUGUUGUGAAGAACUUUUAAUAAGGUGUUUUUUUGUUUUGUCUAACCUUAGCUUUUGUCAAACUACUAAUGCUUUUCAAUUUUUUAUACUAACUUCUGUUUGUACUGUACAUGCUGUAUGUUUGAGUACACGUCACGUGAAACGCACGUGGAUAGUGUGUAAUGAUGCUAAUAAACAGGAGUUAAAAUGGGAUUUCAUUCAAGAGAGCUAAUAAAAAACAAAUGGAGUGGU
Seriola aureovittata is the source of this 3567-nucleotide messenger RNA. RefSeq names its product palmdelphin a (gene palmda). The transcript is spliced from 8 exons. Gene Ontology annotation, cellular component: cytoplasm; membrane. The record is from RefSeq and is a predicted model, not a curated record. Bases 56 to 1753 code for a protein of 565 amino acids. NCBI's taxonomy places the organism in Eukaryota, Metazoa, Chordata, Actinopteri, Carangiformes, Carangidae. Gene Ontology annotation, biological process: regulation of cell shape.